Messenger RNA from Miscanthus lutarioriparius, 393 nucleotides. The record is from the annotation of a GenBank genome assembly. Lineage: Eukaryota; Viridiplantae; Streptophyta; Magnoliopsida; Poales; Poaceae.
AUGAAGAAGCACAGCACUGCCGUUCUCCCCGUCCUCCUCCUCUCCAUCGUCGUUCUCCUUGCUAGCUCAUGUGAGGCGCGAGGUCUCCCUGUCCAUGGCAAGGUCCGCAGCUCCAGCAAGUCGCAUCGUCUACCAGGCAAGGAUGCGGCAGCAACAAGCUUGAAAGCUGACGGUUGGCUGUCAAGGCAGCUGAUGGAGGCUAGACGCAUGAUGGCUCAGCAGGCGGAUGCGAAGGUGAAGGAGGGAAUGAAAAUGGCAGCAUCAUCUGCUGGCGCAGUUCGAGCUACGCCUACGCCUGCCGUUACAGUUUCGCGGCGGCUUUCUCGACGGGAGGACACCGGGUUUCAUCUGGAUUAUGCCGGGCCUAGAACACGUACGCCUUCUCACAACUAA